Molecule: messenger RNA, 3547 nt
Organism: Drosophila eugracilis
Lineage: Eukaryota; Metazoa; Arthropoda; Insecta; Diptera; Drosophilidae
Gene: mys
Product: integrin beta-PS
Exons: 7
Coding region: 208-2712 (834 amino acids)
Biological process (GO): cell migration; cell adhesion mediated by integrin; cell-matrix adhesion
Cellular component (GO): focal adhesion; integrin complex; cell surface
Molecular function (GO): integrin binding
Source: RefSeq, a predicted model, not a curated record
GAAGCAUCGAUAAUAUAUUACCGAAAAGACAUCGAAAUGCAUUCCACCUCUAUCUGACAGACCAUCUGGUAACACUAAAUUGACAGACGGCAGACAAAGCACUAGCGCACAGAAGUGACAGAGACAGAGCACACACCGCACGCACUCCCAAGGAAGAGUCGAUCCUCCUGAAAUCCUACUUCCUGCACAACUGAAUCUAUCAGAGACAUGAUUCUUGAAAGAACCCGGAGGCGCCAAAUGGCCAUUCUACUGCUGGCCGUUUUGCUGGCCGCCAUUGUUGGACAAACUGAAUCACAGAAAUCUGACAAACAUGCGCCAGGAAGUACGUGCUCAUCCAGGAUAAGGUGCAACACUUGCAUCCAAACGGAGGGUUGCGCCUGGUGCAUGCAGCCGGGCUUCAAGGGCCAGUCACGUUGCUUCCAGAACUCAAGCACACUAUGUCCGGAGGAAUUCACCUAUAGUCCGAAAUCCGAAGAGUUUAUUAUAUCGAAUGAAGAACUAACCCUGGCUACCGGUGGCGGUGCCGCUGCCACUGUCACUGCCACUGCCGCUGCCGCUGCCGCUGCCGGUGCUGGUGCUGGUGCCGGUUUGGAGCAAGGCUCAGGUUGGAGCCACAGCUCUGGCAAAAUUGUCCAAGUCCAGCCACAGUCUAUGAAACUCGAAUUGCGAGUCAAUGAGAAACACAUGGUCAAAGUUAGCUAUUCCCAGGCGCAGGGAUAUCCCGUGGAUCUCUACUACUUGAUGGACCUGUCAAAAUCUAUGGAAGAUGACAAGGAGAAGCUGUCUAAGCUCGGCGACCAACUGUCCACUACCAUGAAAAGAAUCACCCAGAAUUUCCGUCUGGGUUUCGGUUCCUUUGUGGACAAGGUGCUUAUGCCCUAUGUCUCCACCAUAGAAAAAAAUAUUCAGCAGCCGUGCGCUAAUUGCAGUGCAACAUAUGGGUAUCACAACGUCAUGCCCUUAAGUCAAAACACAACAAAAUUUGCUACCGAGGUAAAAAGUGCUAAUGUGUCUGGCAAUUUGGAUGCUCCCGAAGGUGGCUUUGAUGCCAUUAUGCAGGCUAUUGCUUGCAGACAGCAAAUCGGUUGGCGCGCACAGGCCCGUCGCCUGCUCGUCUUCUCAACGGAUGCUGGAUUCCAUUAUGCUGGCGAUGGUAAACUGGGUGGAGUAAUUGCACCUAACGAUGGCGAGUGCCAUCUGAAUUCCGUUGGCGACUACACUCAUUCGACCCUGCAGGAUUAUCCUAGUAUCUCGCAAAUCAAUCAGAAGGUCAAAGAAAAUGCCAUUAAUGUUAUAUUCGCUGUAACGGCCAGCCAGUUGUCUGUGUACGAACAGUUGGUAAAACACAUUCAGGGCUCUUCGGCUGCCAAGCUUGAUAACGAUUCAUCCAACGUUGUUGAACUGGUCAUUAAUGAGUAUAAUAAAAUUUCUUCGUCUGUGGAGAUGAAGGACAAUGCCACUGGAGAUGUAAGAAUCACUUACUUCUCGUCCUGUUUGGGUAAUGGACCUGAACUGCCGACUUCUAAGUGCGACAAGUUGGGAGUGGGCCAGAAGGUUACCUUCACCGCCCACAUCCAGUUGCUGAAGUGCCCAGAGGAUCCUCGCGAUUGGACACAGACGAUUCACAUUUCGCCCGUGGGCAUAAACGAGUACAUGGAAAUUCAGCUGAAGAUGCUGUGCUCGUGUCCUUGCGAACAGCCUGGAUCACCUGAUUAUCAGGAGCAUGCAGAGAGCUGCAGUCGCCACGGCACAUCCAUGUGCGGCAUCUGCAGUUGCGAUGAUAAUCAUUUUGGCAACAAAUGCGAAUGUUCCGCAACAGAUAUAACUUCAAAGAAUGCCAAUGAUGCCGGUUGUAGGGCGGAUAACACCACCACAACAGAUUGUUCUGGUCGGGGUAACUGCGAUUGCGGUGUUUGCCAGUGUCAUAAACGACCAAAUCCUGAAGAAGAAAUAUCUGGAAAAUACUGCCAGUGCGAUAACUUUAGCUGUGAACGGAACAAGAACCAAUUGUGCUCCGGUCCGGAUCAUGGCACCUGCGACUGUGGCCGAUGCACCUGCAAGCCGGGCUGGACGGGCACCAAUUGCGCCUGCCAAGAGUCAAAUGAUACUUGUAUGCCACCUGGUGGCGGUGAGAUCUGUUCCGGUCAUGGUACCUGUGAAUGUGGAGUCUGCAAGUGUUUCGUUAACGAACAGGGACGCUUUUCUGGUCGCCAUUGCGAGAAGUGCCCCACUUGCUCCGGAAGGUGUCAAGAGCUCAAAGACUGCGUCCAAUGCCAAAUGUACAAGACGGGCGUAUUAAAGAAUGGCGAUGAUUGCGCCAGCAAUUGUACUGCUUUUGUACCUGUGGGCGUUGAAAAGGUAGAGAUCGAUGAGCAUAAGGACGAACAGAUGUGCACCUUCUUUGACGAGGAUGACUGUAAAUUUAUGUUCAAAUACAGCGAGCAAGGUGAGCUGAAAGUCCAUGCCCAGGAAAACAAGGAGUGCCCGCCGAAGGUGUUCAUGCUGGGCAUUGUCCUAGGCGUAAUUGGAGCCAUUGUGCUGGUGGGUCUGGCUAUUCUGUUGCUUUGGAAGCUGCUGACUACGAUUCACGAUCGUCGGGAGUUUGCUCGCUUCGAGAAGGAGCGCAUGAACGCCAAAUGGGAUACGGGCGAAAAUCCCAUCUACAAGCAAGCCACCUCCACCUUCAAGAACCCCAUGUAUGCGGGCAAAUAAAUCCGAUAUCUAACUAAUUAUUAGGGAAAUAUAACUUGUGUCGUUGAAACUACACGACUACUGUCUGUGCUUGAAUCGGAAACCAGAAAGGAAAAAAAAACAUCUAACCAAACCAAUAACCACCAACAAACAAUCUUCAGAACCGAGUCCAAAAACAUCGACAAAGCUGCUUUGCCUGGGUGCAAAACCACUGAAGUCAACUGCCAUUGAAACGCGUUCUAAACUAAGUCAACCUUAUAUAUAUAUAUAUUUAUAUAUACAUUUACACCAGAACCCUACCGUGGGUACAGCCUUUAUACAUUGCGUAUACUUAACGAGCAAACGAUUUGUGCCUUGCAACAUAUUUUAGACUAUAUCUAAACGUAUAUAAACGAGCAAGAAAACAGACAACGCACAGCAGCAAAAACAUGCAGCCGAGAAACGAAAAAAAACAGCCAGCAAUUGAACUACGAACGAUAGUUAGAUAUACGAUUUUUGUGUUCUUUUUUGUAACCAUAGUAUCCAAGCCAGCGUAUAAAUUUGUAUUUUAUUUUACUCCUAAUUUGUAAAAUUCGUUUUGUAUUUCCCUGUAUUUAAAAAUAUUUUCAUCAACCCUAUUAUAUUAUUAUUAACAAGAUGUCCUGCAAUAUAGCGAUGUAUUUAACUGAAACGAUCCCGGCAAACGGCUAGAAAUGGGAAACCUUACUGAUCUGCUACCCACCCAAAAAUGUCGUCCUUCGCCACGUCUUCUAAAUGUUUUUCUAUUGUUUUUAAAGCUAACUUUAAAAUUAAUAUUUAAGCUAUUAACAUUUAAGCUUGUAAUUGUUAAUUUCAAAAUGCUAGAGUGCACCGGAAA